Cyclocybe aegerita is the source of this 1302-nucleotide messenger RNA. NCBI's taxonomy places the organism in Eukaryota, Fungi, Basidiomycota, Agaricomycetes, Agaricales, Hemipholiotaceae. The record is from the annotation of a GenBank genome assembly.
AUGUGUCACCAUCAUACCAGCGAGACUUCGAAAUCCAACGAUAAAGUUUGGCAUCCAGAUGAUACUGCUCAGCCCACACCGAAGAAGCCGAAUUCGAGUGAGAUCUAUCGGUCCGACAUCCUAGAAACUAUCGAGGAGAGGAUCAAAGAAUUAGAUUCAGAAUUACGGGCACUGAGCUUGGAUAUCCAUGCCCAUCCAGAACUCGGUUAUCAAGAAUUCUAUGCUCACGAUGUCUACACUAAACUGAUGGUGAAGCAUGGCUUCGAAGUUACGAGACAGUAUCUCCUGCCAACGGCCUGGAAAGCAGUGUUUACCCAUGGACAAGGCGGACGGACUAUCGGAGUAAAUUCAGAGAUGGAUGCACUUAAGGGUAUCGGACACGCUUGUGGACACAAUCUCAUUGGAAUGUCAGGUGUUGCUGUUGCAUUAGCCUUGAGAGCCGCAAUGGAAAAACACGACAUUCCUGGCAAGAUUGUUCUCCUCGGUACACCAGCGGAAGAAGGGGGAUCGGGCAAGGUCGUUCUCCUCGAAAAGGGUGGUUAUGACAGCAUGGAUGUCUGCCUGAUGUGUCAUCCAGCCCCUGGUCCCAUAGGGUCAGUUAGCUUGAGCAGUUGCCUUGCUCUUCAGAGAAUUACUGUCGAGUACAAGGGUCACACAGCGCAUGCUGCCCUCUCACCCUGGGAAGGAAAGAACGCCCUUGAUGCGGCCGUUCUGGGCUACAACAACAUAUCGGCCCUUCGCCAACAGCUCAGACCCACACAUCGAGUCCACGGCAUUUUCGAAGGCAAAGACUGGGCACCUAAUAUCAUCCCUGAUUAUGCCAAAUUCAUCUGUUAUGUCCGAGCUCCGACACGAUCAGAAAUGCAGGCGACGGUCAAGCAUGUUACGCCUUGCUUCGAAGCUGCUGCCCUUGCUACUGGGUGUGAAGUAACUAUCGUUCUCGAGCAAGGCUCGACGUUUGAUUUGCGCCAAAACGAGGCCCUUGGUGGAGAAGUUGCAAAUAUCGUCUUGAACAAGUAUGGUGCGAUCGACUUUGAAUGGGGUAUUAAGAGUGCCUCGACGGAUUUCGGCAAUGUCACAUACGCCCUUCCGUCUCUCCACCCAGGAUUCGCCAUUCCGACCAUCCUUGACGGAGGUAACCAUACGCCUGGCUUCGAGCAAGCCGCAGCAACAAUUAGAGCACACCACGCCUGUCUCGAUGUUUCAAAAGCCCUCGCUGCUACCGGAAUCCGUGUUCUAACUGAUGAUUCGUUCUUCGCCAAGGUCCAGGAAACCUUCAAGGAGGACGAAAAACGCCGAUGA